Molecule: messenger RNA, 2145 nt
Organism: Notolabrus celidotus (New Zealand spotty)
Lineage: Eukaryota; Metazoa; Chordata; Actinopteri; Labriformes; Labridae
Gene: mybpha
Product: myosin binding protein Ha
Exons: 14
Coding region: 28-1785 (585 amino acids)
Molecular function (GO): protein binding
Source: RefSeq, a predicted model, not a curated record
AGUCAUAAUGGUGAGACCUAAAGUGGGAUGGGGGGUAUCAUCAGUGUCAGUGGAUGGGUGGAGUUGGGGUUGUUGACAAGCCCCCAUCCUCUCUGCUAUAUAUAUUACCUAAGACCAUCCUCACUCUGUCAUGCUGAAGACUGGCUGUCUGUCUGCACCAUGCCAAGUAAACCUGCUCCUAUCAAGAAGUCCCCAGCCAAGAAGGCUGCCGACAAGGCACCAGAGCCCGCCCCGGAGCCCGCUCCCGUAGAGGCACCACCUGCAGAGGCCCCACCUGCAGAGGCUCCACCCGCUGAGGCUGCACCUGCGGAGGCUGCCCCUGCGGAGGCUGCUGCUCCUGGCGGGGAAGCACCGGCCGAGGAGGCUCCAGCCCCCGCUGCCCCUGUAGAGGAAGCCCCUCCUGCUCCAGCUGCUGCUCCCGCUGCUGAAGAAGGUGCCACUGCUCCGACAGAAGAUGCCCCCGCAGACGCUGCUCCAGCUGAAGCUGCUGAACCUGCUGUAGUUGAGGAGCCACCAAAGGCCCCUACACCCCCGCCUCCUGCAGUCCCCACCAGCGCUCCACGGGACGUCUUUGUGGAGGAUGUGAAUGACUCCAACCUCACCAUCAACUGGACGACCCCAGAGACCAUUGGAGACUCUGGCCUGGAUGGAUACAUCAUUGAAUACUGCAAGAGUGGAACCACAGACUGGGUUAAAGCUCAGGAGCAGGUGACCCCAGCUAACCGCUACUGCAUCAAGAAUCUGACGGCUGGCGACCUGCUGCAAGUGCGUGUGGUGGCUGUAAACGCUGCUGGCCGCAGUGAACCUGGGACACUCUCAGAGCCAGUGCCAAUCCGUGAGGUUGUUGAUCGUCCCAAGAUCCGCAUGCCCCGGAACCUCAGAUCCAAAUAUGUAAGGCAGGUUGGAGAGCAGAUCAACCUGGUGAUCCCCUUUCUUGGAAAGCCCAAACCUGUGGUGUCCUGGCUGAAGGAUGGUCAGCCUCUUGACACAAAGAGGGUCAACAUCAGAAACAGUGAGAAGGACACCAUUAUGUUCAUCCGCCAGGCCGAGAGGGAGGACUCCGGUGCUUACGAGUUGUCUAUUAAAGUGGACAGCUUUGAAGACAAAGCCCUCGUCACGCUUCAGAUUGUUGAACGCCCUGGACCUCCUACCAGUGUGAAGCUGGUGGACUCCUGGGGCUUCAACGCUGCUCUGGAAUGGACUGUUCCAAAGGAUAAUGGCAACUCAGAGAUCACAGGAUACACUGUGCAGAAAGCCGACAGGAAGACCGGGGAGUGGUUCACGGUGCUCGACCACUACCACAGGCUCACUGCCACAAUCUCAGACCUCAUCAUGGGAAACGCGUACUCCUUCAGAGUGUUUUCUGAGAACCAGGUGGGAGUCAGUGACAGCGCCGCAAUCACCAAGAACGUUGCCACCAUCCAGAAAACAGGUAUUGUCUACAAGCAUCCUGAGUACCCUGAGCACAACUUCAGUGAGGCGCCCAAGUUCACCACACCCCUCAGUGACCGCGCUGCCACAGUGGGAUACACCACCAGGCUGCUGUGUUCUGUUCGUGGAAGCCCCAAGCCUAAGAUUGAAUGGAUGAAGAAUCAGAUGAUCAUCGGUGACGACCCUAAGUUUCGUCAGCUCGCUAACCAGGGCAUCUGCUCCCUGGAGAUCCGUAAGCCCUGCAGCUUUGAUGGAGGUGUGUACACCUGCAGAGCCAAGAACGCCCAGGGAGAGGCCAUCGUGUCCUGCAAGCUGGAGGUCAAACAGAUUAUUAUACCAGAGAAGGGAAAAUAGACCAACAGCUAAACCUCCUGAGUGUCUUUAAAAGAGCAGCAGAAAUCCAGGUCUUAGGCUUAAAGAAUUGCGGAGGUGAGAGAAAGUCGUGGUUGGCUGUGCUGCAGCAUGUACAUAAUGAGGAAAGAGACGGAUCAACAUACCAACAACCCCGCCUCCCCUUCCCACCCAUCCAAUCCCUGAUUCACCCACUUCUUUCAGAAUGCAAGGACUACUCACCCUACCCAUCCCAGUUUGCCAAAUGUAUGUUAUUUUAGAUGGUGACAUGUGUGUAAGUCUAUAUUUACCAUUCUGCCUGUGUCCAUGUGCUGUAUGUCACAGUAUAUGUAUGUACUACCUAAUAAAACAGUCAAUCCUUUA